Protomyces lactucae-debilis is the source of this 914-nucleotide messenger RNA. RefSeq lists its product as uncharacterized. Lineage: Eukaryota; Fungi; Ascomycota; Taphrinomycetes; Taphrinales; Protomycetaceae. The transcript has 2 exons. The coding region runs from base 65 to 859 and encodes 264 amino acids. The record is from RefSeq and is a predicted model, not a curated record.
AAACGCGACAGAAGCACUUCAACUUCGAGCUCGUCUCUGACAUCGACUCGUCGCGUAUCUUGCAAUGAAACGAAAGGCGGAGGCUGAUGUGGACAAAACAGCUGAUAGCUCGAAAAAGGUCUCGCGGGAUGGUCCAGUCUCAAAGACAUCCAAAGACUCCGAGACUGAAGGCAAACCUACCCCUCCACCAGUGCAAUUCAAACGGCUGGCUACUUACGAAUGUCCACGCUUGAAUGGCGUUCCACGCAAUGCUGCUGCUAUAUUGGACGAGCUAUGUAAAGGCUUCGACGAAGACACUUACCUUUGCGAACUCGAGUCAUGCCCAGUGACAAGCGCCUCCGCCGAGUUCAUGCAAGGCAUGUAUCUGGAUUACUUUGUGGCUGCGCCCGGCACACAUCUUCCCAUAUGCAGGCCAAUUGAUAAAAGAAUAUUGGAGAGAAUAAUGAAAUUCAAAAUGGCUCGUGGUACGUAUCGUCCUACCCUUAUGGGCCUUGUCGCGCAAAACGUCAACGCAGACGUCAAGAAGGUCACCAAGGAGGCAUCAGCACCAUUGUUUGAUGACUUGUCUGAGGAGCAGGUACGGAAGAGUCUCGCACAACUAGGUACGCUGCGAGGUGUCGGUCCCGCAACCGCGUCUCUCAUCCUCUCCAUCGAGCACUCGACCGUCCCGUUCAUGAGUGACGAGGCGGCACGGUUCUUCGGAUGUCUGGGUCCCGUCAAGUACACACUGCCUUAUUAUAUGCGUUUCCGGUCAGCGAUGCUUCAGUUUCUGAUGGAAGCUGAGAGCGAUCUGACCUGCUGUCAAUUGGAGCAACGAAUCUGGCUCAAAAUGAAAAGUGAUGGAGGGCUCUUUCGUUAGAUCAUUUCAUAUUUAUGUGUACAGUCUUGUCGUCUCAGUAGGGAUCGGAGUCUAG